Pongo pygmaeus (Bornean orangutan) is the source of this 4478-nucleotide messenger RNA. RefSeq names its product glutamate ionotropic receptor NMDA type subunit 1 (gene GRIN1). The transcript is spliced from 21 exons. Gene Ontology annotation, cellular component: membrane. NCBI's taxonomy places the organism in Eukaryota, Metazoa, Chordata, Mammalia, Primates, Hominidae. The record is from RefSeq and is a predicted model, not a curated record. Bases 381 to 3260 code for a protein of 959 amino acids. Gene Ontology annotation, biological process: monoatomic ion transport. Gene Ontology annotation, molecular function: signaling receptor activity; ligand-gated monoatomic ion channel activity.
AGCGGGGGCGGCGGGAGGGGCAGGAGACGUUGGCCCCGCUCGCAUUUCUGCAGCUGCUGCAGUCGUCUCAGCGUCCGGAACCAGCGCCGUCCGCGGAGCCGCCGCCGCCGGGCCCUUUCCAAGCCGGGCGCUCGGAGCUGUGCCCGGCCCCGCUUCAGCACCGCGGACAGCGCCGGCCGCGUGGGGCUGAGCCCGGAGCCCCUGCGCGCGCUCCCGCGCCCCUUCCCUCGGCCGACGUCCCGGGACCGCCGCUCCGGGGGAGACGUGGCGUCCGCAGCCCGCGGGGCCGGGCGAGCGCAGGACGGCCCGGAAGCCCCGCGGGGGAUGCGCCGAGGGCCCCGCGUUCGCGCCGCGCAGAGCCAGGCCCGCGGCCGGAGCCCAUGAGCACCAUGCGCCUGCUGACGCUCGCCCUGCUGUUCUCCUGCUCCGUCGCCCGUGCCGCGUGCGACCCCAAGAUCGUCAACAUUGGCGCGGUGCUGAGCACGCGGAAGCACGAGCAGAUGUUCCGCGAGGCCGUGAACCAGGCCAACAAGCGGCACGGCUCCUGGAAGAUUCAGCUCAAUGCCACGUCCGUCACGCACAAGCCCAACGCCAUCCAGAUGGCUCUGUCGGUGUGCGAGGACCUCAUCUCCAGCCAGGUCUACGCCAUCCUAGUUAGCCAUCCACCUACCCCCAACGACCACUUCACUCCCACCCCUGUCUCCUACACAGCCGGCUUCUACCGCAUCCCCGUGCUGGGGCUGACCACCCGCAUGUCCAUCUACUCGGACAAGAGCAUCCACCUGAGCUUCCUGCGCACCGUGCCGCCCUACUCCCACCAGUCGAGCGUGUGGUUUGAGAUGAUGCGUGUCUACAGCUGGAACCACAUCAUCCUGCUGGUCAGCGACGACCACGAGGGCCGGGCGGCUCAGAAGCGCCUGGAGACGCUGCUGGAGGAGCGUGAGUCCAAGAGUAAAAAAAGGAACUAUGAAAACCUCGACCAACUGUCCUAUGACAACAAGCGCGGACCCAAGGCAGAGAAGGUGCUGCAGUUUGACCCAGGGACCAAGAACGUGACGGCCCUGCUGAUGGAGGCGAAAGAGCUGGAGGCCCGGGUCAUCAUCCUUUCUGCCAGCGAGGACGAUGCUGCCACUGUAUACCGCGCAGCCGCGAUGCUGAACAUGACGGGCUCCGGGUACGUGUGGCUGGUCGGGGAGCGCGAGAUCUCGGGGAACGCCCUGCGCUACGCCCCGGACGGCAUCCUCGGGCUGCAGCUCAUCAACGGCAAGAACGAGUCGGCCCACAUCAGCGACGCCGUGGGCGUGGUGGCCCAGGCCGUGCACGAGCUCCUCGAGAAGGAGAACAUCACCGACCCGCCGCGGGGCUGCGUGGGCAACACCAACAUCUGGAAGACCGGGCCGCUCUUCAAGAGAGUGCUGAUGUCUUCCAAGUAUGCGGACGGGGUGACUGGUCGCGUGGAGUUCAAUGAGGAUGGGGACCGGAAGUUCGCCAACUACAGCAUCAUGAACCUGCAGAACCGCAAGCUGGUGCAAGUGGGCAUCUACAAUGGCACCCACGUGAUCCCUAAUGACAGGAAGAUCAUCUGGCCAGGCGGAGAGACAGAGAAGCCUCGAGGGUACCAGAUGUCCACCAGACUGAAGAUUGUGACGAUCCACCAGGAGCCCUUCGUGUACGUCAAGCCCACGCUGAGUGAUGGGACAUGCAAGGAAGAGUUCACAGUCAACGGCGACCCAGUCAAGAAGGUGAUCUGCACCGGGCCCAACGACACGUCGCCAGGCAGCCCCCGCCACACGGUGCCUCAGUGUUGCUACGGCUUUUGCAUCGACCUGCUCAUCAAGCUGGCACGGACCAUGAACUUCACCUACGAGGUGCACCUGGUGGCGGAUGGCAAGUUCGGCACACAGGAGCGGGUGAACAACAGCAACAAGAAGGAGUGGAAUGGGAUGAUGGGCGAGCUGCUCAGCGGGCAGGCAGACAUGAUCGUGGCGCCGCUAACCAUAAACAACGAGCGCGCGCAGUACAUCGAGUUUUCCAAGCCCUUCAAGUACCAGGGCCUGACUAUUCUGGUCAAGAAGGAGAUUCCCCGGAGCACGCUGGACUCGUUCAUGCAGCCGUUCCAGAGCACACUGUGGCUGCUGGUGGGGCUGUCGGUGCACGUGGUGGCCGUGAUGCUGUACCUGCUGGACCGCUUCAGCCCCUUCGGCCGGUUCAAGGUGAACAGCGAGGAGGAGGAGGAGGACGCACUGACCCUGUCCUCGGCCAUGUGGUUCUCCUGGGGCGUCCUGCUCAACUCCGGCAUCGGGGAAGGCGCCCCCAGAAGCUUCUCGGCGCGCAUCCUGGGCAUGGUGUGGGCCGGCUUUGCCAUGAUCAUCGUGGCCUCCUACACCGCCAACCUGGCGGCCUUCCUGGUGCUGGACCGGCCGGAGGAGCGCAUCACGGGCAUCAACGACCCUCGGCUGAGGAACCCCUCGGACAAGUUUAUCUACGCCACGGUGAAGCAGAGCUCCGUGGACAUCUACUUCCGGCGCCAGGUGGAGCUGAGCACCAUGUACCGGCAUAUGGAGAAGCACAACUACGAGAGUGCGGCGGAGGCCAUCCAGGCCGUGAGAGACAACAAGCUGCAUGCCUUCAUCUGGGACUCGGCGGUGCUGGAGUUCGAGGCCUCGCAGAAGUGCGACCUGGUGACGACUGGAGAGCUGUUCUUCCGCUCGGGCUUCGGUAUAGGCAUGCGCAAAGACAGCCCCUGGAAGCAGAACGUCUCCCUGUCCAUCCUCAAGUCCCAUGAGAAUGGCUUCAUGGAAGACCUGGACAAGACGUGGGUUCGGUAUCAGGAAUGUGACUCCCGCAGCAACGCCCCUGCGACCCUUACUUUUGAGAACAUGGCAGGGGUCUUCAUGCUGGUAGCUGGGGGCAUCGUGGCCGGGAUCUUCUUGAUUUUCAUUGAGAUUGCCUACAAGCGGCACAAGGAUGCUCGCCGGAAGCAGAUGCAGCUGGCCUUUGCAGCCGUGAACGUGUGGAGGAAGAACCUGCAGGAUAGAAAGAGUGGUAGAGCAGAGCCUGACCCUAAAAAGAAAGCCACAUUUAGGGCUAUCACCUCCACCCUGGCUUCCAGCUUCAAGAGGCGUAGGUCCUCCAAAGACACGAGCACCGGGGGUGGACGCGGCGCUUUGCAAAACCAAAAAGACACAGUGCUGCCGCGACGCGCUAUUGAGAGGGAGGAGGGCCAGCUGCAGCUGUGUUCCCGUCAUAGGGAGAGCUGAGACUCCCCGCCCGCCCUCCUCUGCCCCCUCCCCCGCAGACAGACAGACAGACGGACGGGACAGCGGCCCGGCCCACGCAGAGCCCCGGAGCACCACGGGGUCGGGGGAGGAGCACCCCCAGCCUCCCCCAGGCUGCGCCUGCCCGCCCGCCGGUUGGCCGGCUGGCCGGUCCACCCCGUCCCGGCCCCGCGCGUGCCCCCAGCGUGGGGCUAACGGGCGCCUUGUCUGUGUAUUUCUAUUUUGCAGCAGUACCAUCCCACUGAUAUCACGGGCCCGCUCAACCUCUCAGAUCCCUCGGUCAGCACCGUGGUGUGAGGCCCCCGGAGGCGCCCACCUGCCCAGUUAGCCCGGCCGAGGACACUGAUGGGUCCUGCUGCUCGGGAAGGCCUGAGGGAAGCCCACCCGCCCCAGAGACUGCCCACCCUGGGCCUCCCGUCCGUCCGCCCGCCCGCACCGCUGCCUGGCGGGCAGCCCCUGCUGGACCAAGGUGCGGACCAGAGCGGCUGAGGACGGGGCAGAGCUGAGUCGGCUGGGCAGGGCCGCAGGGCGCUCCGGCAGAGGCAGGGCCCUGGGGUCUCUGAGCAGUGGGGAGCGGGGGCUAACUGGCCCCAGGUGGAGGGGCUUGGAGCAGAGACGGCAGCCCCAUCCUUCCCGCAGCACCAGCCUGAGCCACAGUGGGGCCCAUGGCCCCAGCUGGCUGGGUCGCCCCUCCUCGGGCGCCUGCGCUCCUCUGCAGCCUGAGCUCCACCCUCCCCUCUUCUUGCGGCACCGCCCACCCACACCCCGUCUGCCCCUUGACCCCACACGCUGGGCUGGCCCUGCCCUCCCCCACGGCCGUCCCUGACUUCCCAGCUGGCAGCGCCUCCCGCCGCCUCGGGCCGCCUCCUCCAGACUCGAGAGGGCUGAGCCCCUCCUCUCCUCGUCCGGCCUGCAGCCCAGAACGGGCCUCCCCGGACGCUGGCUCGGGACUGUCUUCAACCCUGCCCUGCACCUGGGGCACGGGAGAGCACCACCCGCCCGCCCCCGCCCUCGUUCCGGGUGCGUGACCAGCCCGCCACCUUGUACAGGACCAGCACUCCCAGGGCCCGAGCGCGUGCCUUCCCCGUGCGGCCCGUGCGCAGCCGCGCUCUGCCCCUCCAUCCCCAGGGUGCAGGCGCGCACUGCCCAACCCCCACCUCCCGGUGUAUGCAGUGGUGAUGCCUAAAGGAAUGUCACGCA